Cyprinodon tularosa is the source of this 5251-nucleotide messenger RNA. It is a transcript of the gene gabbr2, whose product is annotated as gamma-aminobutyric acid (GABA) B receptor, 2. Lineage: Eukaryota; Metazoa; Chordata; Actinopteri; Cyprinodontiformes; Cyprinodontidae. The record is from RefSeq and is a predicted model, not a curated record. The coding region runs from base 1 to 2814 and encodes 937 amino acids. The transcript has 19 exons. Gene Ontology annotation, cellular component: membrane; G protein-coupled receptor heterodimeric complex. Gene Ontology annotation, biological process: G protein-coupled receptor signaling pathway; gamma-aminobutyric acid signaling pathway. Gene Ontology annotation, molecular function: G protein-coupled GABA receptor activity.
AUGGCUCCAGCCCGGAGGGACUGCAACGGCUGGGAGAUGUUCCUCCCAGCGGGAUGCCUGCUCCUAUCCGCUUUGCUGUUUCACCCCGGUGUUGCAAAGGUGUGCAACGACCGCACCAAACACGGACAGGACAACAGCUGGUUCACCAGGGACGGAGAAAACUUGCCCAUAAUGGUGCUGAUGCCAAUGAACGAGUCGGCCCUGAUGAGCAGCAUCAGCCAGGGGAUCGAACCAGCGGUGCAGCUGGCCAUCCAGCACAUACGGGAGUCCAGGAAUUACCGUUUCUCACUCAUCACCAAAAUCUAUGACACUGAGUGCGACAAUGCCAAAGGGCUGAGGGCUUUCUUUGACGCCAUAUGCUAUGGUCCAAAACACCUGAUGAUCUUCGGAGGUGUCUGCCCUUCUGUGACGUCCAUCAUUGCAGAGUCUUUGGAAGGCUGGAAUCUGGUUCAGCUGUCAUUUGCAGCGACAACCCCGGUUCUGGCAGACAAGAAAAAGUACCCCAACUUCUUCCGCACAGUCCCAUCAGACAAUGCCGUAAACCCAGCUGUGGUCAAGUUUCUCAACUACUACAAUUGGAGUCGCGUGGGGACCCUCACCCAAGAUGUUCAAAGGUUCUCAGAGGUGAGGAAUGAUCUGACGAAUGAGCUGGAGAAGGCAGACAUUCAGAUAGCAGAUACAGAAAGUUUCUCCAAUGAUCCCUGUGUCAAUGUAAAAAAACUGAAGGACAACGACGUGAGAAUCAUCAUUGGGCAAUUUGAUGAGCAUUUGGCCUCUAAAGUCUUCUGUUGUGCGUACAACUUGAAUAUGUAUGGCAGCAAAUACCAAUGGAUAAUCCCAGGCUGGUACCAACGACACUGGUGGGAGCAGGCGAACAGCACCAACUGCACUUCCAAGAAGCUCCUAACAGCAAUGGAGGGAUACAUCAGUGUGGACUUUGAGCCGCUCAGUUCUCGGCCGGUAAAGGGCAUCUCUGGCAGAACCCCAAAGGAAUAUGAGAAGGAAUAUUACAGGGAGCUUCAACAGAAAGGUGUGGAGGCAAGCAAGUUUCACGGCUUUGCUUAUGAUGGGAUCUGGGUAAUCGCAAAGACCUUGACCCGAGUGAUGGAAGUGCUCCGGACAAAACAAGGACAAAAUAUGUACCACAACUUCACAGUUGAUGAUCGGGAAGUAGGGAAAAUGGUGCUUGAUGUCAUGAACGAAACAAACUUCUAUGGAGUUACAGGUCAAGUCAUGUUUCGUAAUGGAGAGAGGAUGGGCACAAUAAAAUUCAACCAGUUUCAAGAUGGUCAGGAAGUGAAAGUGGGAGAGUACAAUGCCAUAGCUGAUGUAUUGGAGCUCCAGAACACCUCUAUCAAAUUCCAAGGUGUGGAGCCCCCCAAAGAUCGAACAUUUGUUCGUCUACAACGGCGCCACAUCAAUGUGCCACUGUACAGCAUCCUGUCUACCAUAACCAUCCUAGGGAUGCUCAUGGCUGGGGCCUUUCUAUUCUUCAACAUCAAGAACCGAAAUCACAGACUUAUCAAGAUGUCCAGUCCGUACAUGAACAACUUGAUCAUCUUAGGAGGCAUGCUGUCCUAUGCCUCGAUUUUCCUGUUUGGUCUUGAUGGGGGUUUUGUUUCUGACAAAGAGUUCGAAACACUCUGCACCGUUCGGACAUGGAUCCUCAUUGUUGGAUAUACAACUGCUUUUGGCGCUAUGUUUGCCAAGACAUGGAGGGUACAUGCCAUCUUCAAAAAUGUAAAGAUGAAGAAAAAGAUUAUAAAGGACCAGAAACUGUUGAUUAUUGUCGGUGGGAUGCUACUUAUCGACUUAUGCAUCCUGAUUUGCUGGCAGAUCGUGGACCCUCUCAGGAGGACCGUUGAGGAAUACAGCUUGGAGGCGGACCCACAAGGCCGGGACAUUGCCAUCCGUCCCUUCUUGGAGCACUGUGAGAACACCCACAUGACCAUUUGGCUUGGCAUCGUCUAUGCCUACAAGGGACUGCUAAUGCUGUUUGGCUGCUUUCUGGCAUGGGAGACCAGGAACGUGAGCAUUCCUGCCCUCAAUGACAGCAAAUACAUCGGAAUGAGCGUUUACAACGUUGGGAUCAUGUGCAUCAUCGGAGCCGCGGUGUCUUUUCUGACCAGAGAUCAGCCGAAUGUCCAGUUCUGCAUUGUGGCUCUUGUCAUCAUCUUUUGUAGCACCAUCACCCUCUGUCUCGUCUUUGUUCCCAAGUUGAUCACAAUGAGAACAAACCCAGAUGCGGCAACACAGAACAGAAGGUUAAAGUUCACCCAGAAUCAAAAGAAAGAAGACUCCAAAACCUCCACCUCAGUCACCAGUGUGAACCAGACCAACACCUCUCGACUGGAUGGGCUACAGACCGAUAACCACCGUCUUCGCAUGAGGAUAACUGAGUUGGACAAGGAGCUUGAAGAAGUGACCAUGCAGCUGCAGGACACCCCAGAGAAAACUCCCUACAUUAAACAAAACCAUUAUCCCGAUGCAAAUAACAUCCUAAGCAUACGCAACUUCACAGACGGUAAAGAUGGAGAGAAGUCGAUACUAAAAAACCACCUGGAGCAGAAACCGCAGGCGCAGUGGGGUUCCAUGGAUCCUUCCAGAAUAAGCAGAGGUCCCUUGGAGGAUAUCAACUCACCUGAACACAUACAGCGUCGACUGUCCUUGCAGCUGCCUAUCCUGCACCAUGCAUACUUACCUUCCAUAGGAGGUGUUGACGCCAGUUGCACCAGCCCUAAUGGAAGCCCGGGUUCAAGUCCGAGGCACAGACACAUGCCCCCUUCUUACAGGGUAAUGGUCUCUGGCCUCUGAGCCUCAUUCAUCCCCCUCACCCCCAACCUUGCUCUUUGCUGAGGAGAACAAAUGGUUCUAUUUUCUACAACUAAUAGACUGAUAUUGUCAGCAUAUGUGCGUAUUGCGUCUUGGACUGAAAAGAAGUUGGGGGGUGAACAAAGAGAGGGGAGGGGGCAAAGGUUCACUUGUCAUACCUCUGCACUUGGGUCUUUUGAGGACUGAUGCCAGUCAAAACUGGGUGGGAGAGGACAGUCGAUGCUUAACUACUUCUGUGAUUAACAUCCCUUCUGCCAUCUUCCUCCCUGCUUCGGCGUGCUUACACAUAUGCCAUGUCAGACACAGAUUUCUAGAACAGAGAUGCACCCCAAUGUCCAAGCACACUGACACCCCAACAGCAGCAUUGGACCAGCCCUAAACUGACAUGUAGCCUUAUCUGCUUCAAAAGGGAUUGUUUCUGUUUCUUAUCUGUUUUGUGUACUAUAUGUGCUUGCAGCUCCAUGUGAGCCAUCUAACAUUUUAUCGCUUUAGUGAUUGGAUAUGAGUUCAGGAGCAACAAGGUGAAUUUUCAAGAUCCUACUAAAGAAAGCAUCCCCUGUCCACUUCUCUAGCCUGUGUGGAAAUGUAAAUAUCAUUGCUUUUGACACUGGUGUACUGUAAGCUUUGCAUAUGUUGUGAAUGGAUAAAUCAAUAGGAUUUAAGUGUGGCGCUUGUAACAAAAGCAGGUGAGAGCUUAUAAAAAUAUUACAUCGUACAAAUCAGACAGAGGCAUACAUUUGAUUAACAAAGCUGUUGAUAUAUUAACUUACAAACAGCAUGGAUAAAAACAGAAUCUGUCAGGGUCCCAUGCCUCUAACUUGGAGUGAGAUGCACGUUGCUCUUUUUUUUGUUUCACUUUGCUAUUUUUUUCUAGACUUGUUUAUGACAGAGACCUCCUGUCUGUCUGUAAAGGCCUUCAUACUUUACAACUUAAGCAGCCCGUCUUCAGACAGCAUGUUUUAUAGAAAUAAUAAUGCUAUGCCUUUUUCACAGUUCUCAAAGAUAUUAGAGCAAAAAAAGGCCAAAAAAAUAAAUUGGUUCACAGCUUUUCUUUUGUUUUCAGAUGCCAAGAAAUUAAAAUACACAGAUAUAAACAUGGAACCCAAGAGAGCUCCUGGCAAAUCCAGGUGCUGUUGAUGCUACUGAUGGGUGAGGUCAAAACGAAGCUUCGUCUUUAUACACUGUUAAGAUGUCUGCCCUUGCUUUCACGUCUUACCAGCACAGUUGAGGGAAACGGGAUCCAACAAUAGCACAAAGUUACAAGACUUUGAGGAAAAGCUGUUAAGAGAGUUAAAAUGAUAGUAAGCAAGGGUGGAAAAAAUGUAGGUCUAACAGGUCCUCGGCUUGAUUGGACCAAAUGGUUAACCUGAAUUUCCAGGCACAGAAGCAGACGGACAUGUUCAAGUCUUGCAUAAGUACCAAACUGUCUGCAGAUUUGGUUUCAAAGACAGCGCUGCCACCACUGCUGGUCCCGGUGAUUUAGCACAGACACAGGGCUUUCCCUCACAGAUAAUAAGUGUCAUGAAAGAUCAAUCCACUCUUAGCAACAGUGAACAGUUGCUACAGAAAUGAAACUCAGUGCUGUGGAGCUUCACCUAAGAUCUUCAUCAAGAGUAUGGAUGUUGUUUGUUACUUUUUUUUCCUAAUGCAGGAGAAAAAGCAAAUUUGGGAAAGGGGGGCUGCUCUCUGCAGGAAAAGGACUUUUUUUUAUUCUGAGCGAUAAGGUUCGUUCUCAGUAUGUUGUUUCACCAUCGGUGUCUUGGUUUUAUUUAUUUUUUUCAAGGCGUUUCUUCAGCGCCGUGCCUGUUGUCUUAUAUUGUAGCCUGCAAGACCCACAAUACAUACAAAGGGUUCAAACUGCGCUUAACCAGUAAAAGUGCAUCAGCCGCAUCUGUAAAUGGAACAAUGCGUCAUAGACCAAUCUGAUGUCCAUCUGUCCGUGGACAGGGAUAGCUUUGGGAGCGCCUGGUCAAAGCUCCACUUCAGCCGGAGGAUAUUUCUCCAUAAACACAAACGCUUCUCAGAAAAGUUGGAGGAUUCAGAGUCGAAGCGGAGAGUCGAAGACCUGCUUUCAGACAUAUCGGGGUUUGAGCUCCUCCCAUUCCCAGGCCUCUGCCGCGAAGCGCGGGGGCAGGGGUGAUAAAAGAAAAACCCAAGCACAGACCUCAAAAGGGAGUCAUGACUUCUCCUGCACCUUUGCCAACCAGAGAAUCACAGUCACAGAACAUGUGAGUGGGAGACAUUAACAGAGGGUUGGAUCUUCCUUCAGAAGAAGCAAAAAAACCGACCGCACAUUUUAUAUAUUACAUUAUAUGUGAUUGUGUACAACUUUGCUGAUACCCUGAUGACAGUGUCCAUGUAUGGAGUAUUUGGUAUUUGGAUUUCUCAAGAUGGCAUGAAAUAAAAUGUAUAAUUCACA